UGCCUACCCCUCCUCUCCCAACAACACCGCCUGCAACAGUAGGAGCCGGCUGGCAGCAGGCGCGGAGCCGAAAGCCAUCUUUGCUGGAGAGGGAGCAGCGCUGCCCGCAGCCACCGCUCGCCAUGUCUGUUCCAGCAUCUGCCCAGGGUCCUGCAGGGGCUGCAGGAGCUGCAGGGCCCCCUCCUGCCGCCAACGUGUCCAGCAACAAGAGGCUGCAACAGACACAAGCCCAGGUGGACGAGGUGGUGGACAUCAUGAGGAUGAACGUGGACAAGGUGCUGGAGAGGGACCAGAAGCUGUCAGAGCUCGACAACCGGGCAGAUGCGUUGCAAGCAGGUGCCUCACAGUUUGAGACCAGUGCAGCCAAGCUGAAGAGGAAAUACUGGUGGAAAAAUUGCAAGAUGAUGAUCAUCCUCGGUGUAGUAUGUGCAGUCAUUCUCAUUAUAAUUAUAAUUUAUUUCUCCACUUGAGAAAGCAGAGAAGGAAGACUUGGCACACCUUUGUUCAUAUCAACCGACGAUAUCAGUGUUCCUUUGUUGAACUCCGCUUUUUAAUUCCCGCUGUCUUGGGAUUUUUGCUUGUAAUAACCCAUAAGCAUUCAGUGUGGUGUAUUUUGGAAUUCUGUUGUUUCCACAAGAAACUGUACCAGCUAAAUACUGCCAAGUAGUUCCAUACACUGUCUAAUCACUGUGUCUUAAGAUGUGUGCGCACUGACCUUCAGAAACUGUAGUAUAUGAAAAGCAUCCUAAACCAUCUCAGAAUCAGAGAAUGCAGCUGUGGGGAAGCUCAUGUUUAAAGGGACACUGCCAGGUGGACUGGACCCAAAUCUAAGGUUGCAGCAAACAUUAAGACCAAAAUUCUCAAUCUGAGCUCCUAAAGUUGGAUGGCAAAAUCCAUUGUCAGACGUAUCUGCUACUCCCAUUGAAGAGAGUGAUACCUCUAAGUAUUCAUGUAAGAUAUCAUAUUUCAGUUUAGCCAACCAAACACAGAUUUCUUUGAGGUUAGAUGUAGAAUCCAAGUCUGAAAACCUUGUCUGCAGAAAAUAAAUAAAUAAAGACUGGUUUAUCA
Zonotrichia leucophrys gambelii is the source of this 1068-nucleotide messenger RNA. RefSeq names its product vesicle-associated membrane protein 2-like. The transcript has 5 exons. Gene Ontology annotation, biological process: vesicle fusion; vesicle-mediated transport; SNARE complex assembly. The coding region runs from base 123 to 470 and encodes 115 amino acids. Gene Ontology annotation, cellular component: SNARE complex; plasma membrane. Lineage: Eukaryota; Metazoa; Chordata; Aves; Passeriformes; Passerellidae. The record is from RefSeq and is a predicted model, not a curated record. Gene Ontology annotation, molecular function: syntaxin-1 binding; SNAP receptor activity.